Messenger RNA from Striga hermonthica, 345 nucleotides. The record is from the annotation of a GenBank genome assembly. NCBI's taxonomy places the organism in Eukaryota, Viridiplantae, Streptophyta, Magnoliopsida, Lamiales, Orobanchaceae.
AUGACGAUAUUUAUUCCAAUAUUGGCAGAAAAGAAUGUCAAGGCACCAAAUGUUAAUGUAAAGGCCGAGAACAAAAGUGAGUUGCCUGGACAGAAACCACAUCAUCAUAGAGAAACUCAUGGAACUAGUGAUGACAUUGACGAGAACACACCAAUCAGUCAAGUAAAAGGGCCGAACGUGUUUGAAAGAGCAAAAGAAGAGAUCGAAGCCAUUAUCCAUGCAGUUCACCCCAAGAAAGAUUCAGAUAUACAUGUGUCCUCAGGCAAAACGAAAAGUGGAUUUCCAGUAAUCAUCGGUAAAGGGUUGGAGAAAGUGUGCUCUCCUCGAGGUCAUAACAAGGAUUGA